GUCAUUGCAGCUUUCAAAAUUUCAUAACACUAAAAUGGUAAUAAAAAAUGGAUCAAACUUUUGUGCAAUAAAGUAACACUGGUUGCAAAAGUUUGUACUUUUAAUAGAAAUUAUACAACUGCAAGGUACAACUCGAAGGUCUUCUUCCGCCUGUUUCAAAAAUCAUGGGAAUGUGUGGAAAAUAUAAUAUUUUUCUAGGAACCACAAUAUUUUUGGCAAUUUACAAAGACCUUACAAUGACUAUCGCAUCAUUCAUUAUUUAUAAUAUUUAUAUGUUGACCAAAUCCUGUUAGAAAUACUUAAUUUUAUUAUUGGGGGAACAAAUUUUUGAGCUCCGCAUGCGUAGGUUUGAUUUCUUUUGCAGUUUGUUUCACAUCUACAUAGGUGCAUAGUUAGAUAUGCUUUCAUGUCACAUGCCCUGUAGGCGUCCAGCAAAUCUAGAAUGACAGUCGAUGUGAAAAGAACUGAAAUUUUCCUCUUGCGGAGCGACGUCUAUUUAUAAAUAUAUGUCCCAACGAAUCUAAUUAAGGAAAAUUAUCCGGAAGUCAUCAGGAUGUACUUUCCUGUAAGUUAAAACGAUCGAAUAUGCGUUAGGAAAAAAUAAAAGCGAAACCGCUUUUUCUUGUGUUGUGCUAUGUGUUGUUUGCAGAUGUGACGGUGUAUUAUUUGUUUUAUUUUCAUUGGAAAUGUUUGAAGACUAUGAAGCAACCAAUGAUUCUCUGGCUUAUCAAAAUGAUACGUACGAAAAUAUUUUGAACGGUUUUACAACAGAAUGUGGGGUGUACUUUACAUACUUUUUAAAUCUUCUUGGAGCGUAUUACUUACCUGUCAUCAUAGUUUUUGGACUGGUCGGAAAUAUGCUAUCGUGCGUGGUAUUUUUGUCGACGCAUCUGAAAAUGAGAAGCUCCAGCUAUUACUUAGCAGCGUUGGCGGUUACCGAUUUCGGUUAUUUAAGCAUCCUUCUGGUAAACUAUCUAAACUACAUUAGCGCAAUGGACUUGUACAAUAGAGAAGGUUGGUGCCAGGUCUUCGUAUACAUUAGCGGCGUUUGCAGCACCCUGAGUACCUGGUUAAUUGUCGCGUUCACAGUCGAAAGAUUCAUUGCCGUCCAAUAUCCUCUUCAAAGACCUUACAUGUGCACCGUAUCCAGGGCUAAACUUAUACUUACCGUGCUAUCUUUGGUCGCUUUGCUUUCUCAGCUCUAUUUAUUUUGGACCGCUGGAAUCGUAAAACAACGAGAAGCAUUGUAUUACGUCUACUACGGUUGUGACAUGAGACCUGAGUACAAGGAAUUCAUGAAAAUAGUAAAUUUCAUAGACACCAUCACGACAUUGGUUGUUCCGCUUAUAUUAAUUGUAACAAUGAACACCAUGAUAUCUAGAAACUUGUUGGUGUUUAAAAAGCGAUUCAGGAGAGAUUCGAGCGGUGAAGGUUUGGCAAUCCAAAGAAUCGACACGCAAAGCACAUCCCUUGGAAGACCCAGUUCUCAAUGUUCAGUGCAAACAAAACAAAGCAGCAUACACAAAAGAAGAGACACGCAAUCUCCAGUCGAACAAAAUGCGUCACUCUUAUAUAUACCGUCCUUGAAACGGAUUGUUUCCACAAACAGCCAGCAGAAUGUAACCAAAGUUUUACUUCUAAUCUCUACUAUAUUUAUUUGCCUUAAUUUGCCUAGCUACUUCAUACGGCUUUACUUCUACGCUCUAAACGUUUUAGAGAAGGAGGUACCGACAGAAAUCUAUUGCGUUCAACAGUUCACCAUGAUGCUAUUUUACACCAAUUUUAGCGUCAACUUCGUUCUAUACGCAAUGUAUGGAAUAACGUUUAGGAAUUGCUUGAAACAGUUAAUCUGGAAUUUACUAAGACGCAAUUGCUGUCGCUUUAAAUAAAUGUUUUUAAGGAAUAUGAUAAGAUAAGCUAUAACAGCUCCACCUCAAAAUCCCACGUAAUUUUGGUCUUUUUCGUUCAAUUUUACGUACUCCACGCCUACUCUAACGCCACAACUACAAACUGUUGUCAGCCAUCUUUGACAGCUGUCAUCGUCAGCCAUCUUUGACAGCUGUCAUCGUCAGCCAUCUUUGACAGCUGUUACCAUCAGCCAUCUUUUACUGCAUCGUCACUUUUCUGGAUACUCCGCUUUUUCUACGGGUGAUCUACCACUAAAGUUCCCUUCAUCUGUUACUCCCUUUUCAAAAGAUGGGUCUCUGCUGCUGCUGCUGCCGAUACCUUGGCAGAAGCUGGAUAAUGAGACCUCCUGAGGUGUUAAUAGUGGAGCACCGCUUAAUGAUGACAAAAGGACGAUAGCUGAAAUGUAUACGAACGAGGUGUCAGGAGUCGCAGCAGCAUAGGAGCACCUCAUCAUCAGGGAGGAACAGAUGAAAGGAACCCUAAGAACCUUCAUAAGAAAAUACGUAGGAUUUUAGGGCCGAGCGAUGGUAGCCUAUCUACUAAUAUUGCCAAAAUUGAUAAAAAUUUCAUUAAGAGCGUAAAAGUUUCAUGGACUUUUUUAGACAUUAAGUAUAAAAUAAAUACUCUCUUCGAUAUUUUUACUAAAGUAGCAGAUAUAUGUACCUUUAAAGUAUUAUUUUAAAAUAUUUUUUGUAUUUGCAGUAAACCCAGGACAAAAAAUAUGUAACUAGAAUAAUUUUUAAGAAUUGUCAACAAACGAAAGUUGUUUUUUGAUUGAAAUACGUAAAUGUAUUGCAAAAUAAAUAUUUUUUAAUGAGACACUU
Agrilus planipennis (emerald ash borer) is the source of this 2732-nucleotide messenger RNA. Its product is annotated as thyrotropin-releasing hormone receptor. Gene Ontology annotation, molecular function: G protein-coupled receptor activity. Gene Ontology annotation, cellular component: plasma membrane. The record is from RefSeq and is a predicted model, not a curated record. Gene Ontology annotation, biological process: G protein-coupled receptor signaling pathway. Bases 687 to 1889 code for a protein of 400 amino acids. NCBI's taxonomy places the organism in Eukaryota, Metazoa, Arthropoda, Insecta, Coleoptera, Buprestidae. The transcript has 7 exons.